UUGGUGAGGCCUCAGCUCCUGCCAGCCCACCGCUCUCCUCUCUCCCCUCGCCUUUCAGUGUCCGCUUUCCUCGGGGUCCUCAGUGACCCCCUUCUGUGCCACUGGGCCCUGGGCGCACCCCUGUGGUAGGUAGGCGCCCCUUCCCGGGCCGGCGGAGUGGGCAGUGGGCAGGGCGCCCGGACUGGGUGCUGCUCGUGUCGCCUCCUCCCGGGCUGCGACGACGCAAGACGGUCAGUGCAAAGUACAGGUCCAGGGGGUGAGCAGGUCCCUCCGCAGCCCUAGCGGGAUUUGGAAAACCUGAGAUGCUCAGGGUCGUAGAACACCACAAUGCGGUGCAGGAUCCGAAAUACAGCACUGCUGUACAGAAGUCCUCCCAGCCAGGGACCCAGCUUCCCAAGACCCAGAAUAGGAAAUCCUAAACAGAAGAGAAAGCUCUACUAGAGCCAUCAUGGCAGCGAGGCUCAAGCUGCACUGCCCCAACGGGAGAGGCUGCAUGGAGCCCGUCAGAUGGGUCCUGGCCGCCGCCAGAGUAGAGUUUGAUGAGGAUUUUCUGGAAAAGAAGGAAUUGCAGAAGCUACAGGAUGGUAACCACCUGCUCUCCCAACAAGUGCCCAUGGUUGAAAUCGAUGAUAAGUUGGUGCAGACCCGAAGCAUCCUCCACAACAUAGCUGAAAAGCACCAGCUCUUCAGCAGGGACUUCAAGGACAGAACCCUGAUUGACAUGUACGUGGAGGGGACGCUGGAUCUCUUGGAACUGCUUAUCAUGUAUCCUUUCUUAAAAUCAGAGGAUCAACAAAAGGAAGUGUUUCACAUGGGCCAGAAGGCUAUAAUUAGAUACUUCCUAGUGUUUGAAAAGGUUUUAAGGGGUCAUGGACAAAACUUUCUUGUUGGUAAUCAGCUGAGCCUUGCAGACGUGAUUCUACUCCAAACCAUUUUGGCUCUGGAAGAGAAAAUUCCUAAUGUCCUAUCUGCAUUUCCUUUCCUCCAGGAAUACACAGUGAAAUUAAGUAAUAUCCCUACAAUUAAGAGAUUUCUUGAACCUGGAAGCAAGAAGAAGCCUUCCCCUGAUGACUUCUAUGUGAGAACUGUCCACAACAUCUUUGUGCCAUGAAUAACAUGGCCAUCUGUCAAUGGAAGCUUGUCUCCCAGGUAGCUGUGUCCACAGUGGUGUCUUAAUGAUCCCAAUGCUGUUGUCCUGCUGUGUGUUCAGUUGGGUCGUAAAUUGGGUCUUUCCUCUCUAGGAAAUCCUCUCUUAAAAUUAUCACCCUAUUUUUUUCCAGUGAAUAACUGUAAUGGAACAAGUUUUAGCAAACAUUUUUGAGGAGGCUGGUAUCUGAGCUAGAUUGGGUGGGGUUCCUCGUUUCCUGUCGUCAGUCCACCUGAUUAUGAAGAUGGCCAGAUCUCCUCUUCUUUCCUGAGCACCUUUAUCCUCUCUUCAUAUCUAAACCCCUCCAGUCUCUUCCAAAUAUUUAGUGUCUAAUAACAGUGCACUGUAUAGUUAAUGACUCUCCUCUGACCUACAGAAAGUCAAGUGGUGGUAAUAAAUGCAUCCAGUAUUCGCCAAAAUAAAGAAUUUACCAAUUA
This is a messenger RNA of Heterocephalus glaber (naked mole-rat), 1584 nucleotides long. RefSeq names its product glutathione S-transferase alpha 4 (gene Gsta4). The record is from RefSeq and is a predicted model, not a curated record. Gene Ontology annotation, biological process: xenobiotic metabolic process; glutathione metabolic process. Gene Ontology annotation, molecular function: glutathione transferase activity. Lineage: Eukaryota; Metazoa; Chordata; Mammalia; Rodentia; Bathyergidae.